This is a messenger RNA of Selaginella moellendorffii, 1984 nucleotides long. Its product is annotated as transcription factor bHLH143. The transcript has 3 exons. The record is from RefSeq and is a predicted model, not a curated record. Gene Ontology annotation, molecular function: protein dimerization activity. Bases 980 to 1786 code for a protein of 268 amino acids. Lineage: Eukaryota; Viridiplantae; Streptophyta; Lycopodiopsida; Selaginellales; Selaginellaceae.
CGCCCAUUAGGCUUUUGCGUUCUCAUUCUUUGGUUUUUUUGUUGGGCUCUUCGCGUGUUCUUCCUUCCUUCUCUCUCGAUCGCGCGCUAGAGCUCUCUUUCUCGCUUCAGUUCCAUCGAAAUAUCGCUCCUGGGACGCCAAUCGCCGGAAUGCGUCUUCCUCAGCUCCAAAUCUCUCGAAGAAGCUCCCUCUUGUGCUGGGUUCCUCCUGACGGAGGUGCGUAGUCUGUGGAUUUCUCUCUGGUUGCUGCUCUCCGGCCAAGAUUCGUGCUAGCUAUGGGGACGUCGCUCGUGAAUCUGAUACAGCGUCGCUAAUCGUCCGCUGUCCAGGGUUUAGGUAGCUAGAUUCCAUUCCAGCCAGCGCAGCGAGCGCAGGAGUAGGGAGCCUACCAAUCUUUGAGCCGCCGAGAAGUAUGAUGGGCCAGAGUGCUGCUGGAAAGAGUGUUGGGGCAUCUCCACGCAAAGGAUCGACGCUUGCUGCCCAUCCAGUGUCUACCUCGAGUAUAAUCGCUUGCUUUGAACCUCUCCACGAACGCCAGGCCAUAUACUUUCGUUCUAUGCUCAAACCGAUAACGUAGGUGUAGGAAUCGGUGGUAGCGAAGAAUCAACCCUUUGCAGCCCAGAGCUUUUAUGAAGUGGAAGUGUUGCCAGACAACCUUGCUGCUGCGUUCUCCAGUCUAGUAGGUGUUAGUAGUGGUAAGGGGAGUGGAAGGAUGAUACCAUUUUGGAAGAUGGAAGCUGUGCCAGGAGUUUGGAAUUUCUAAAGCUUGCCCGGCGGGAUCAAGCAAUUGUUCGCAGUGGCAACUGGAUAGUGGCUGUGAGGCUGUGAAAAGUUGUCUUUGCUGCGAAUGAAUCCUGCCAACUUGUGAGCGUAGCUUGCGGCUCGAGGGAAAAGCGAGUGUUCGCGAGCGACGAGCCGGAGGGUGAUCGAGCGACGCUUAAGCUCGAACUGCUGACUGGAAAGCAGGAGCUUUCUCUUGAUGGAGCAAGGGGCACUGCGAGAAUUCGCCAACGUCUAUGGAGACACCGAGAAACGGUUCAUCAUGUUCGACCGUAGCGGUGACAAGGGCCGCAUCAUGCUGGAGCCCAAUCGCUUCUUCGAGUUCAAUCCCAGCACUCCUCCCAACGGCGAGGGGCCGGAAGCUGGCGAGUUUCACCGGGUAUACAGGGAGGCCAUGGCCUCGUUCGCAGCAUUCCGCAGCAUGCGCGAGACGAACAGUCCGCCGGUCACUCUCUGCCACAUCGGGGACGUGAAGGAUUCCGACAGCAGCGUAAGCAAGCUCAGCUGGGACCACCUUCGCGACGACGACGACGAGCAACAAAGCAGUGUUCGCGAGGAGGACUCGGAAGACAUCGACGCCUUGCUAUACUCCGAUGGCGACGAAGGCCUGCUCGAGGAGGUGGAAGAAGAAGAAUGCAGCACUGGCCACACUCCUCUCAGUGAAGUCACCCGGGACGAGAGCAGCGACGAGAUCACGUCCAGCUUCCACGCCGAGAACUCGAACCGAGCAGUGGAGCAAGAGGCGAUUUUGGCCGUGGCGAGCUACAGUAACCGCAAGAGGCAGCGGAGCUUGGUGGUCAGGCGGAGGAAGGAGAUGAAGAAGCAGCGCAAGGAGAGGAUCCGGCAGACGGUGAAAGCGCUCCAGAGCAUCGUUCCGGGUGGUGAUAGCAUGGAUCCGGCGAUCGUUCUCGACGAGGCCAUCCUCUACAUGAAAGUUCUCCAGAUGAGAGUCCGCCAACUCGAGACCACCAGGCAGGAGGACUUGUCCAACGCGGCUAGAGCUUGAAAGAAAGGUUUGUGUGUUUGUGUGUGAGCGCUCUAUGGUUUGUGUGUUUGAUUUCUAUGUUUAUGUUUGUGUCUUUGAUCUUAGGUGUUUCAAUUCCAUGGUUUGUGAAAGCUAGCCACGUUUUUUCCUUGUUUGUUUAAUAUUUUGUUGGUUGUGGAAGUGUGAUUGAUAUUAAUUCCAGUUUGGUUUGAGAGCUCA